Selaginella moellendorffii is the source of this 1316-nucleotide messenger RNA. Its product is annotated as chaperone protein dnaJ 15. The coding region runs from base 82 to 1242 and encodes 386 amino acids. The record is from RefSeq and is a predicted model, not a curated record. The transcript has 11 exons. Lineage: Eukaryota; Viridiplantae; Streptophyta; Lycopodiopsida; Selaginellales; Selaginellaceae.
UUAUUUGGCAUAUGCCCCCCUCCCCCUUUCUUAGGUAACAGGAUGACCUCCUCCGCCUCCUCCUCCUCCUCGUAGAAAGUCAUGGGCGACGUCAGGCCGGUGGCUUCCCCGGUGCACAGGGACCCGUACGAGGUGCUGGGCGUCCCCCGCGAUGCAACGGCGCAGCAGAUCAAGAGUGCGUACCGGAAGCUGGCCCUCAGAUACCAUCCCGACAAGAAUGCCAACAAUCCCCAGGCACCCGAUUUGUUCAAGGAGGUUGCGUAUGCGUAUGGAAUUCUGGGCGAUCCCGAGAAGCGGAGGAGCUACGACAUCGGAGGGUUCCAGGCAGUUGAUCUCGAUGGCCUGGAUAUGGAGCUGGACCUCUCCAACCUGGGGACAGUCAACACCAUGUUCGUUGCAUUGUUCAGCAAGCUGGGCGUGCCGAUCAAGACUACCAUCUCCGCCCAAGUUUUAGAGGAUGCGUUGAAUGGGACCGUGACGAUCAGGCCUUUGCCUCUCGGCCGGCCUUUCAACGACAAGGUGGAGAAGCAAGGGGCGCAUUUCUACGGCGUAACAAUCUCGCCGGACCAAGCAGCCGCUGGGGUCGUGGUGCGGGCUACGUCUGUUGCCCAGAGCAAAUUCAAGCUACUCUACUUUGAGCAGGAGGAGAAUGGAGGCUUGGGUCUGGCAAUCCAGGAGGACAGCAUCAAAACUGGAAAGGUGACAUCCGCAGGGCUUUAUUUCCUCCACUUCCAAGUGUAUCGCCUUGAUCCGGCAGUCAACGCGCUAGCUAUGGCAAAAGAUCCGGAUGCUGCAUUCUUUAAAAAGCUCGAGGGACUCCAGCCUUGUGAGAUGUCGGAACUGAAACCUGGAACACACAUUUUUGCCGUCUAUGGUGACAAUUUUUUCAAGGCCGCGUCAUAUACCAUUGAGGCGUGCUGCGUGGACGCCUGCCAAAAGAGUGCCGAGAGGCUGAGAGACGUCGAGGGACAAAUACUAGCCAAGCGUGCGGAACUGAAGCAGUUUGAAACCGAGUACCGCGAGGUGCUUGCCCGUUUUGCUGCAGUGACGAAGAAGUAUUCCGAGGAGAAAGUGGCUGUUGACGAGCUAUUGAAGCUGAGGGAGUCGAUCCAAGAUUCUUUUGGCACAGCCAAGAAGGCAGAGGACGAGGAGCAAGCAGCGGCAGCGGCAGCGGCGGAGGAUGGGCACGACAAGUCGAGCAAGAAGAGAUGGUUCAACUUCCGAGCAGACACGCGCAUGUAAAGAUUCUAUUAUAACUCGCUCUAUAACACUUGAAGGGAAUAUUAAAACCGGUUCACGGUUAGUAGUUUGUGGCA